This is a messenger RNA of Penicillium atrosanguineum, 1602 nucleotides long. RefSeq lists its product as uncharacterized. The transcript has 4 exons. The record is from RefSeq and is a predicted model, not a curated record. Gene Ontology annotation, cellular component: membrane. The coding region runs from base 1 to 1602 and encodes 533 amino acids. Gene Ontology annotation, molecular function: carbohydrate:proton symporter activity. Gene Ontology annotation, biological process: carbohydrate transport; transmembrane transport. Lineage: Eukaryota; Fungi; Ascomycota; Eurotiomycetes; Eurotiales; Aspergillaceae.
AUGUCUGCUCCCAAGUUCGCCGGUCUCUCCGGCCCGUGGCUGAUGAGAGCUGUGACUACCAGCGCCACGAUGGGUUUCCUCUUAUUCGGCUAUGAUCAGGGUGUCAUGAGUAGUAUCAUCGAUGCCAAACCCUUCAACGACGUCUUCACUGCCACAAGAGGUAACUCUACCAUGCAGGGUGUUGUCACUGCCAUCUAUGAGCUAGGUUGUCUGGCUGGUGCAGUCUUCAUUCUCAUCUUCGGUGACUGGCUCGGCCGACGCAAGUCGAUCAUGCUAGGAGCCACUGUGAUGGUCAUCGGCGUCUUGAUACAGGUUACUUCUUUCAGUGGCCACAUCCCCUUGGCUCAGUUCUGCAUCGGAAGAGUGGUCACCGGUGUUGGAAAUGGAAUGAAUACAUCUACUAUUCCGACCUAUCAGGCUGAAUGCUCCCGAUCUUCCAACCGUGGUCUUCUCAUCUGUAUCGAGGGUAGCACUGUGGCUAUCGGAACAUUGAUUUCUUACUGGAUCGACUUCGGCGCCUCUUAUGGCCCUCCCGACCUUACUUGGCGCUUCCCUAUCGCCUUCCAAAUUGUCUUUGGUAUUUUUAUCAUUGUCAGCCUGGCUGUUCUUCCGGAGUCCCCGCGUUGGUUGUUUAUUCGUGAGCGAUAUGAAGAAGGUGAAACUGUCAUUGCUGCUCUCGCGGCCAAGUCUAUCGACGACCCUGACGUACAGCUGCAGAAGACCAUUAUUUUGGACUCCAUUCGCGCAUCUGGCCAAGCUACCAAAAACACCCCUCUCUCGGCUGUUUUUACCGGUGGAAAGACACAACAUUUCCGUCGCAUGCUUCUCGGCUGUUCUUCUCAGUUCUUCCAGCAAAUCGGUGGAUGCAAUGCGGUGAUUUACUAUCUACCCGUCCUCUUCAAGGAUUCGCUCGGCCAAGAUGAAUUCAUGUCAAUGAUUCUGGGUGGUGUCAACAUGGUUGUGUACUCGAUCUUUGCAUGCAUGUCUUGGUUUUUGAUUGAGAGAGUUGGCCGCCGCAAGCUCUUCCUCGCCGGUACAGUUGGCCAGUGUCUAUCCAUGGUUCUAACCUUUGCCUGUUUGAUUCCCGAACGGCCAGAACCAGCCAAGGGUGCAGCGGUUGGUCUGUUCAUCUACAUUGCCAGCUUCGGUGCAACUUGGCUUCCUCUGCCGUGGCUAUACCCAGCCGAAAUCUCUCCGAUCAAGACCCGUGCAAAGGCGAACGCCAUAUCCACCUGCACAAACUGGUUGUUCAACUUCCUCAUCGUUAUGGUUACGCCCAUCAUGGUCCGAAAUAUCAGAUGGGGCACAUAUCUGUUCUUUGCCUGUGUCAAUGCUUGCUUCUUCCCUGUCAUUUGGUUCCUCUAUCCUGAGACUGCCGGUCGCUCUCUGGAGGAGAUUGAUCUGAUUUUCGCUAAAGGAUAUUGCGAGAGCAUGAGCUAUGUGCGCGCUGCUAAGGAACUUCCUUUCCUGAGUGAUGAAGAAAUUGAACAAGCUGCCGUUCAGUAUGGAUUUGUUCCUGCUAAUACUGGUGUCUCCAGUAGCCAUGAAGACCGUGGAGAGAAGCCAGCCUCCAGCGAUACCAGUGAUGUGGAAAGGAACUAA